Messenger RNA from Cylindrotheca closterium, 4281 nucleotides. The record is from the annotation of a GenBank genome assembly. NCBI's taxonomy places the organism in Eukaryota, Bacillariophyta, Bacillariophyceae, Bacillariales, Bacillariaceae.
AUGAAAGCUUCUGGCGAGGAUUUCGAUCCUCAAGAAGAGUUUUAUGAUGUCCUCCAACAAGAGAUGACGCAGAUUGAGAGUCUGAUGGAUAUGGAGGACGAUGAUGCCUUGUUUGAUUUGUUGGAUGAAAUGCAUGACCGCAAUGAGGAGGAAUUAGAAGAUUGGAAUGAAGUCUCAUUGGCUCGGUCAACUGAAGUGGAUGUAUCUGCUCAAUCAUAUGAAUUGACUGAUAUGCUGGACGAGGAUUAUGGUGCCAUUGCCAAGGCUAACGAAAGGAAUCAAAACGAGGAAGAUAAGAAGACUGGUCUCGAGAAGAAGAAGAAACGAGAGCAGGGACACAAGGCUCGCGAAAAGGCUAACGCAAAGGCCAAGGCUGCUCAUGAAGCUAGAAAGGCCAAGGAAAAGAAGGAACUCGAAGUGGGCGAACGAAGAGAAAACGAAGUGCAAAAGGAGCAUGAAAGGAAGGAACGCGAAGCCUUCGAGAAGCGCAAGACGCAGUUGAUAGAAGCAAAGGAAAAUUUCGAGAAGGAUAAGGAAAAGAAGAUGGACAUCCCUGGAAAGGCAUCUACUGGAGAUUGCUUAGCAUCCUACAGUGGUCAACCUCCGGCAUUUGAGGAUGCAGAUCUGGACGAUGAUGUCGAAUCGGGCAGUGUUUCCAUCGAUACAGACUCUAGCGAUGAUUCAAAAUAUAGCUCGGACCACAGCGACUACCGCAAUAACAACGGAGCUGUAGGAACGCCCUUAGCUGUCUCUUUACAAGAUGACAGCGAUUCAGAGGAUUCCAACUCGGCGCCCCCAACUGCACAAAACGAUAGCCGUGUCCGAAUGCAAUCUUCCAGCGCUGGAAGACUUAGUACUAUGAGGGCCAAUGCACAAACAAGUCAUGGAUUGUCCCCUGCAGAUGAAGAAAUUGCGACAAGGUUCCGAAAUAUGUUGACGACGGGAAUGUCAAUUGGAGCUGUCUCACAGCAGAUGACGACCGAAGGCGUCGCACUACAUAUUCAGGACUCUGUUGUUGCCAAUAAUGGAGAGGUGCCGAGACCACCAGGAAUUUCUGCUCCGCCAGCUGGAGGCAUGGCAUCUGCUCCAGGUGGAGGCAAGAUUGUUGGGUGUACGAUGACACCAAAAGGGACUACGUUUGGGGUUGUGCGGAAGAAACAGGAUGCAAAUCUUGGAACUCAAUUCAACAAUGCCGGUAUCGUUAUGACACCGGAAGAGGUUGCCUCCAUGCGGAAGAAGCGGGGUGAAUGCUUUGUAUGUGGCCAGAAGUGUUUCAAGAAGAAGGUCUUCAAAAUGAUUCCUUUGAAUAUACCGGGAAAGGUACAGAAGGGAAAGUGCUUAGUAUGCAACCCAAAAGACAAGGGUGCAGCUCCGGGUACUAGUCCUAUAAUGGCCAGGUUUAAGACAGGGCGCGGUCGAAAGGCACCUCAGAGGACUAAAUCAGGGGGCGAAUUUGCUGGAGAUGGUGAUGAACCAGUCCCAGGUUCACGAAUUUCCGCAUCUAGUCCUUCAACAGGACAUGACUUCACUAUGCAUUCUGCAAGACGUGCCACAUUGUCCGGUCCAGUGACAGGUCAGAGUCUCCCUGUCCUAGGUUCACGUUUGUCCACCUUUCGACCUUCAACAGGAUAUAACUUCAAUUUCCGUCCUACGAGAGGGCCCCCAAGACCUGGUCCGGCGAGAGAGCAGGGUCUCGCUGGGAGUCCAAGUCUUUCCACACCUGAACGUAGCCCUGGACGCGACUUCGGUUUGGAUAACUUUCUGGAUUCAAAAGAAUCCGCAGAUGCGGAUGAUGACGGGGAUGCUGCUAUAUCUGGUGCUGUGGUUGUAUCGGAGCCUUUGAUUGAAGAAACUGAAGAGGAGGAAGAAUCAACGCCGCCAACAGAGUAUGGUGAGGAAAAUGCCAAGGCCGGUGGAAAGAAGGUCUUGGAUGAAAAGAAGUCGGAUGGGGACGAAGAAAUAAGGGCCCGAAAAAAGAAAAAGAAAAAGGAAGAUGGCGACAAACCAGAAUUGGGAGGUUUCUUUGACAAUUCGGCGGGAGCACUCGAAGCUGUUUCACAAGGCAUACUUGCUGAAAGCGCUGCACAAAUCACCCAGGACUCGGUUGCCAGCGGACUUCAACUCGACGACCUUUUCUCUCGACAUGGAACCCCGAUGUACGGAGGAGCCUCGCGCAUUCCAAUGCCACCACAACAGAUUGCGGAAUUGCGCAAGAAACGGGGUGAAUGUGUCUCAUGUGGGCAGAAGUGUGUUGAUAUUAAGGUCUUCAAAAAGAUUCCUUUGGAUAUCCCGGGAAAGGUACAUAAUGGAAAGUGCUUGCAGUGUAAGCCAUCCGAAUUCCAAGAGCCAGCACGACAACAUGCCACGACUAUCAGGCAAGAGGAUAAUUACAUGGAUACUUCUACUGAAUCUAGUACAGUCAUUCCAGAUGAAAUUGCAAUCAUUCUGGAGGCCGCAACUACAGAAGCAACCACCAAAUCUAAGCUUCGCCCCGAAACGUUACAAUUUUUGGAUACGAUCCAUGGCUACCUGGUCUGUCGCGGCAAGAUGGAUGCAAAGCAUGCAGAGGUUGACGAAUUCAAUAUCAUCGCCAACCACCCACUUCAAGUUGAUCCUGAGAAAAUUCGAGUUUCUGCAAAUGAUCCAUUUAGUUACAAAGCUCAAUAUCAACAGCAGUCUACACAGGGUCAUUCUAUCAAAUCUCUCAAAGAACUGUACGACGCUGCAAAUGCAACUGUCCCUAUUUACCGUAUGACAAUCGACGAUGUCAUUAGUAAACUGCUUGCAAAACAUGGAAAGGAUCAUGUCGAUUUCACUCUGAAACUUUGUGACUUGAAGAGCAAAGUCCGGGCACAGGAGAAAGCUAAAGAUGACUAUGCAAAGAGAAACCCCAAACCGGCCUUUUCUUGGCUCUACGAUAUUGUUCGAGGAAGCGUCGAGUUUGGAUCGGCACUCCAUGUCACGGAAUUCUUGGAUAUCUUACAAGAGGAACGGUCUAUCGAAAUCGUCAAGGCCAAGAAUCGUUUCAAGAAACCUAGUCUGACUGGUUACAGAGAUCUCAAUAUCCAGUUCCAGAUUGACACAGGAAAGGGCUUCAAACAUGUGUGCGAGGUGCAGAUACACCACAAAGCAAUCAAGAAACUCGACGAGGAGCUUCGAAGUCAUGACUACUAUCAAUUUUUUCGAUCAUACUUUGCUGGGGCUACUAGUAGUCUUGAGGAGCGACUUGAAUUGUUGAAGCGGAUUAGCUCCAGGGGUGCGAUCGAUGACUUGUUCUUGAGAGAUAUGUUAACGACAAGCAAGGAUGUUGAACGGCUAGAGAGACUCGGUGUUCUGUUCCGAGACCAGCUGUGUGAAUAUCAAUGGGCGUUCUGUGUGUACGCAAGGCUGUUCGAGAUCCACAAGGAAAAACAUGGAACGAAGCAUCCCUCCGUAGCCAGUACCUACAGUGGCAUGGCUUUGGUGUUGAAGGAAGCAGGGAAGCUUGAUGAAGCGAUGGUGCUUUACAAGGAGUCCCUGACCAUUUUCAAGUCCGCCUUCCACGAACAGCACUCAACUAUCGCAAAUACAUUGUUCAAUAUGGCUUUGAUCCUAAAAGAGCAAGGUGAGCUUUCUGAAGCCAUGUCUUUAUUUGAACAGUCAUUGAAGAUCGACAAGAAGAAUCUUGGAGAGGACAACGCUGCUGUAGCAAACACAUAUAACGAAUUGGCUACUGUAUAUCGAAAGCAAUCGAAAUUGGAGGAUGCAAUGUUGCUGUUCCAGAAGAGUCUCGACAUUAAGAGAGACGUACUUGGGUCGGAAGACGGGUCGAUUUCGGACACGCUACAGAACAUCGCGGUUGUACUAAAGAAUCAGGGAAAGCUGGAUGAAAGUGUUGAUCUGUUCCAGCAAUCGAUUGACAUUGCCAUUAAAAGCAUGGGUGCGAAUCACUCAUCAGUUGCCGUCGGAUAUCGCAAGAUGGCUUUGGUCUUGGAGAAACUAGGGAAAGCGGAUUUAGCGCUGGAAUUCUAUGACCGAUCACUAGCGAUUUACGUGAAGAAUGUUGGAGAGAAGCAUCUAUCGGUUGCGAGGUUAUAUAGUGACAUGGCUUAUACUUUCAAGGCACAGGGUGAUCGAGGGCAAUCCAAGAGAUACUUGUUGAAAUCAGUAAAUAUCAAGAGGAGGGUAUUUGCAGAGCGAAGCGUCGAAAGCGGUCUGCGAAAAAAGCUGGUCAUGAUGAAACGGAUGCCCGAGCAGCGACACUUGAGCCCUUUAAACAUCGAAAAAAAACAGCUAAAAUGA